CAUGAAUUUGGCGGGUCUCAUUUAAUGGGCGCCAUAAAACCAAACGUUUGGGAGGGGAAAACAGAGACAGGCAACAGACAGGGGAGAUGGGAUUAUGGGUCCGUAACUUGUUUAAAAAAGAUGGCAACUUUUCAAAAAAACAUAUGCAAAGACGAAAGCUUUUCUCCAAUGGUGAAAAGUUGCGCGGGAACUUCUUUUGGCUGACAAAAGAACUGUUAGUUAGUAUUACGAGGUUGAUAGUGAGGACUGAGGAAGUGUUUAAAGAUCACACAACUGGAGUACUCUGCUUCAUCUGAGAAGGGUUCCAGAUCCAUGAGCUUUGCAGGGGGACAGUCUGCCUCGAAUGAAAGAACCUGGAGUCGUAAACCCAGAUCAUGAUCAAAUGCGAGAAGUGAAACCGAUCCCCAAGGCUGUUUUCUAGUUGUGGCCGUCCAAUGAGGAUUCCACGUCAGAAUCACAGUGGAGAUGAUCGAACGAGUCCUGGAGCUUGCAUUUCAGCAGAUUUACCAGUUUACGCCUUCUGGCCUCCAACCCAAUUCUUGUGCACAGUCAGAACCAUCAGGGAAGGGCUCCAAAGCAUCUUGCUUCCCGUUAACGUAGUACUCUACAACAGCUUUCAUUCUAGGAAACUUAUCUGGGUGAUAAUUCAGCAUGAAGCCCUUCGUAACCCGGGUGAGACGGAAAGUAGAGCUCCUCAUUAAAAACCGCUUGGUCCCACGAAUUUGGCUCGCGAGAUAACCUCCCUGCAACUCGAUCUAACAGCUCGAUUGCAGGCAGAGUCGGCCUGAUGUAAAAGAACCCCGAGUUGUAAACCCAUAUCCUCAUCGUGUGAGCAUAUCGAGCCCACCCCAUGGCAGGCUCAUCGAACACAUCGUUGAAACCGUAUGCUGUCAUGUUGUCAUGGCCGUCAGUCAUGGACUCCACGUCACAGUCUCGGUACAGGUGAUUGAAUGGGUUCUGGAGAAAGACAAUGUCGAUAUCUGAGAGCAGCACACUGUAUCCCAGCUGGAGAAACUCUCUCAAUACUCGGAAUUUCAACCCAGAGACUGCAUGAUUUCCCCCAGUCCUUGCAAUCGAGUCGACACCUUCAUCUGGAUCUCUUUUGUACACUGGGACCCCAUUCGAUUUGCAGAAAUCAACUAUAUGAUCGUCGAGUGCUACAACAAGGUAGUUUGGUAUCCCGACCCUUUUGAUGUUGGUGAACCAAACUUCUAGCAUUUCUUUCACGUUCGAAUUUGCUAGGGCAACAACGACCUCAUUCUGCACAGCGAUUUCCUUCAAGAUUUUUGACAGCCGAGGAUUGACAGAUUCGUCUGGGAGCACUGCAGGGUUGGUUCUUAAGCCCUUGACAGUGCCAAAAGGCCCAGCUUUCUGCUGUUUGCCUAACACCAGAACUUGCUUCUGUGCAUGAUCUUUUUCUUGUUCAGCCAUCUGCAGCUUCUCGUUGAGCUCCCUGGCUUGUUUCUUCAAUAGCGCGUUGCUCUCUGUUAGAGACACUAUGUCUGAUUUCAGCACUCGAAUUCUUUCUGGUGAUUCGCAGGAGGACGCAGCCUGAAAUUGGAAAGAUUUUUCAAAAUUUCCCAACUUGGCCAUCCUAACUAACUUACCAUCACAGCAUGAAACCACGG
This is a messenger RNA of Linum tenue, 1628 nucleotides long. NCBI's taxonomy places the organism in Eukaryota, Viridiplantae, Streptophyta, Magnoliopsida, Malpighiales, Linaceae. The record is from the annotation of a GenBank genome assembly.